Messenger RNA from Polychytrium aggregatum, 1410 nucleotides. RefSeq names its product lysozyme-like domain-containing protein. Gene Ontology annotation, molecular function: chitin binding; chitosanase activity. NCBI's taxonomy places the organism in Eukaryota, Fungi, Chytridiomycota, Chytridiomycetes, Polychytriales. Gene Ontology annotation, cellular component: extracellular region. Bases 1 to 1410 code for a protein of 469 amino acids. The transcript is spliced from 2 exons. Gene Ontology annotation, biological process: chitin catabolic process; carbohydrate metabolic process. The record is from RefSeq and is a predicted model, not a curated record.
AUGCGACCAACCAUCCAGUCCGUCCUGCUCCUGCUGUGUGCGCUCGUGGCCCUCGCGGCAUCUCGCAAGUGCGAGUUCCAGGGCCAUAGGUGUGCUGCCUCGGGCAAGCUCACCAAGAUCUACCAAUGCAACCACGGCAGGAGAGUAUCUUUCCGGUGCCCGACUGGCACCGUAUGCAUCCAAAGCGGAAGCAGUGCAUACUGCGGCACAGAUAUCAAUGUCCAACAGGCACCUUCCAAGCCCAGCUCGUCUUCCACCAAAUCCAGCUCGACAUCAACCAAAUCCAGCUCGUCUUCCACCAAAUCCAGCUCGUCUUCCACCAAAUCCAGCUCGACAUCAACCAGGUCGGCCGCUUCCCCAAGCUGCUCGGUCACCAACGUUCCGGCCCUCAAGAGCUGCUCGAAUCCCUAUCCCGGCGUCGUCGGUGACUGCGGCUGGCUCAACUACAUCAACUGCCACGAGGCGACCACGCCGUCGUCCAACACCAAGUUCCCACCGGCCGUAUGUCCCGGCACUCCGCCCACCCCAUGGUCAACGGCCGGUCCGCUCAGCUUCCCAGCCAAUCUCGAUGGCGGCUACGGUGUGCCCCUCACGCCAGCGCAGAUCUACACCAUUCUGAGCUUGGUCUGGGUCGCCGAGAACAGCAACGGCAACUUUGCCGGGGUUGUGCCCUGGUACACGGCCUACAGCUACAUCCAAGACAUUGGCGAUGGCCGAGGCUACACCAUCAACCUUGUGGGCUUCACGACGGCAACGGGCGACUUUUUGGUGUUCCUCCAGCACCUGCAGGCCCUCGAGCCUUGCAAUCCGCUGGUGCAGUACAUUCCCGACGUUGCUGCCCUGAGCCAGAGCGGCUCGUCGGCACUCACGGGUCUGCAGGGCCUGGCACAGAGUGUCGUCAGCCAGGGAGGAGGUCCAUCCGGCGCCGGUCCCAUCAAUCCCAACUACGUUGCUGCCACCUGGAACACCCUCUCGGACUCGACCACCGACUCGGCUUAUUGGUACCUCGCCAUGUCCUAUUCGCGCCAGUACAACCUCAGCCUGCCCAUCAGCAAGGGUCAGCUCUACGACAUUGCCCUGAACGCUGGAAUCUCGGGUCUGGAGUCUGUGGUGCUCAAGGUCACUGCCAAAGCCCCGACCGCUGCCCAGUCCGGCGGUGCGCAGGAGCUCGCUUGGCUGUCGAAUCUGCAGCAGCUCUGGAUCAAGCAAAUCACCACCGGCGACACCUCUCUCGACGGCGGCCAGCCCGACCGAGGAUUGAUGUGGCAGCACCUGGCCGCUCCCACCCAGAGCACCGGCAAGAACUCGGCUGGUGCUUACGGCGCAAACAACACCGUGCCCAACCUGCAGCUAGCCCUGCCGAUCACCGUCAACUGCUACGGCAACCAGAUCACAAUCAUGUCGCCGUAG